Molecule: messenger RNA, 465 nt
Organism: Penicillium macrosclerotiorum
Lineage: Eukaryota; Fungi; Ascomycota; Eurotiomycetes; Eurotiales; Aspergillaceae
Product: ATP synthase subunit C family protein
Exons: 1
Coding region: 1-465 (154 amino acids)
Biological process (GO): proton transmembrane transport; proton motive force-driven ATP synthesis
Molecular function (GO): proton transmembrane transporter activity
Source: RefSeq, a predicted model, not a curated record
AUGGCCUCCCGUGUCUUCGCCCAGCGCCUGGCUUCCACCAUGGCCCAGACCUCCAAGGUCGCCCGCCCCGCUGCCCGCUUCCAGCUCAACGCUGCCACCAAGCGCACCUUCACCUCCCAGAAGGCCCCCGUCGCCACCUUCGCCGCCCCCAAGCGUGCCUCUCCCACCCUCCUCCAGGCCAACGCCCGCCAGGCUUUCCAGACCGCCGCUCGCCGCCAGUACUCCUCUGAGGUCGCCACCGCCAUGGUCGAGGUCUCCAAGAACCUGGGUAUGGGUUCCGCCGCCAUCGGUCUCGGUGGUGCCGGUAUCGGUAUCGGUCUCGUCUUCGCCGCUCUGCUCAUGAGCGUUUCCCGCAACCCUGCUCUGCGUGGCCAGCUCUUCUCCUACGCCAUUCUGGGUUUCGCCUUCGUCGAGGCCAUGGGUCUGUUCGACCUGAUGGUUGCCAUGAUGUGCAAGUACGUUUAA